This is a messenger RNA of Rhopilema esculentum, 8335 nucleotides long. Its product is annotated as caspase-3. NCBI's taxonomy places the organism in Eukaryota, Metazoa, Cnidaria, Scyphozoa, Rhizostomeae, Rhizostomatidae. Gene Ontology annotation, molecular function: cysteine-type endopeptidase activity. Gene Ontology annotation, biological process: regulation of apoptotic process; proteolysis. The record is from RefSeq and is a predicted model, not a curated record.
CAGUCGAGAUUCUCUAUGAAAAACACCUUCCCUUUCGAUUUUCAAGCGGUCUGCCGAGGGGAAGCACUUUCAGGUUUUGUGUUAUUUCUGAGAAAUAUGACAUCCCUUAUUGCUAGGGAGAUUUGGGACUGAUCAGUGAACCAUUUCAACCAUUUCGACAUUCUCGAAUCUAGCGGCUAGCCUCCUUUGGGAGUAACAAGAUUUUUCAGUUUCAGAGGCAAAACGAACAUGAUCCUUUGUUAUUGUUCAACAUUUUUAGCUUGUGCGGAAGUCCAGUAACAAGCAGAAAACCAAAUAUGUUGAAAGCUCAUCGAAAGUUGCUAAUGAAAAGGCGUGUUGACCUUGUAAAGGACUUAGAACCAAAUGAAAUCGUCGGCUACUUGUUCCAAGAGAGAAUUUUGACUGAAAAUGAUGUAGAUUUGAUUAAAGCUGAGAAGACCAGACGGUCAAGGGCGGAACUUUUCCUCGAUACAAUUCCAAGAAAAGGGCCGAAAGCGUUCGCCGAAUUUGUAAAAAUUUUACAGCAAAAUGUAGGGACCAGACAUUUAGUUGGAAUUCUUGAUGACAGUCACAUGGGAAGUGAUGAAGUGGACAGUGCAACUAAGAAACACGAGCAAGGGAAGAAAAUCGAAGCCACAGCUGGAAGCACUGAUAGGUACCCUAUGACACACACACCUCGUGGAACUUGCUUGAUAAUAAACAACAAAGAAUUCGUGGGUGACAUUUCUGAUAGAAUUGGUUCUGACAUAGAUGCAAAGAAUUUAAAAGAGCUUUUUUCUUCUUUAAACUUUACCACAAGAAUGGUUAAGAAUGCCUCAGUUGGAGAUAUGAAGAAGUUAAUAUGGGAACUGGCCAGCAUGGAUCAUGUUACAACUGACUGUUUGAUAGUGUGUCUUCUUAGCCAUGGGGUUUCUGGUAAAAUUUAUGGAUCAGAUGGAGAGUUGAUACAUCUUUCAGAAUUGCUUAAUCCGCUUCUAAGGUGUGAGGACAAUCCAGAGCUUGCUAAUAAGCCGAAGUUAUUCUUCAUACAGGCAUGUCGGGUCUCCAAAGUUGUAACUGUAGAUGCAAGCGAAGCUGCAAAAAAGAAGAUCCAUUCGUAUGAAGUUGUCCUUCAUGGCGAUCCUGGUUGCACAACAAAGCAGACAACUCCAAACGAGGCACAAGAAUCGUCUGAGUUAUUUGUUCAAGAUGUUGUUGCCCCGAUGCAAGCAAACAUUCUCAUGUCGUAUUCAACGUUGCCUGGACAUGCCGCCUGGCGAAAUUUUGAAACCGGCUCCUGGUUUGUCGAUGCACUGGUCGACGUCUUCAAUAAAUACGUUUCACAAGAAGAUAUCUUAAGUAUGCUUAUAAAAGUAAAUGAUGCUGUCUCAAAAAGAGUAUCAUCUAUUUCACAGUCAAGACAAAUACCGGCACCUAUAGUGACCUUAACAAAGAAACUUUACCUAAAAGUCUAGUAAAGCUUCCUCUGACAUAGAGAAUUAGGCCAUGAUACGAACACCAUGAAAGCUUGUUGUUUGGCUGUUGUUUGGCUCCUUGCAUACGAAGAAGUUCUUCUUUGUAUCGAGUGCAUUGAUUGACGCCUGGCCUUGCCUACGAUUGCUGAAAUACUUUAAAAAAAUUGAAUAUGGAAUGUAAACACUGUUUUUGGAAAACUUAUUUGUUACCAGUGAUGUUCACAUUUCCUUCGCGGUCUCGAAGCAAUUGCACUGGACUGAUUAUGGUAGUGAAGGUUUAAGAGCUUACGAACUUGCUUGAAUGUCUGUGUUACCUUUUCUGAAUCAUUUUCCGCAAUAAUGUAGCUAAUUGGACAUGCACACCGAUGGGAAGUCUAUUAAUCUUCCAAUCGAUCAUAUCUGCUUUGAAAAUAUGUACGUCUCUACUUGUUUAAAUUGUGACUAUCACUAGAUUAAGCCAUGAGUUGGCAAAUAUGAUUUAGUAUCAAUGUACACUUAAAUAAAACUAGUUUUAGUUUGUUGGCGGAAAAGGCGCAUUCUAUUUUUGGUGACAAAGUAAUCUUUCUGCCAAGUCUACCUCUCUCUGGAUUUCCCUCUUAUAUAUAACUCCCACCAUUGUGGUAAAUAUUUAUUUCUGAGACCUUUUUCGGCAUUUUGUAUCGCGCGGAAUUGUUUGUUGAGUUUGCCAUUCAAAAUGAGGCUGUUUUUGCUCCCUUAUCAAUGAAGCUCCAGUGAGCGUUACAUUAAAGUCUUUAUCAAGAGACCACCACUAGUGAUUUCGAAAAGGCGAUUCGGCGCAGAUUAAGCAUGACGUCGUUCUGUUUUCUUCUACACAGCGUUGCCUCUUUUGCUUUUUCAUGUUGGCGAUGCAGCUGUAGACGUCUGUUAACGAUACGGUUUAAUCACAACUGUAACAUGUUGUGAUUACAAAAUUGCUAGAAGACUAUUUUAAACCUUUCAUACGUUUGAAGUUGUAUAAUUUAUACUUAACUCUUUGGAUGUUUACAACCUGUCUUGAUGAUAUCUAAGAAUUAAUUGCCAAAAAAUAGUUUCUCCUUAUAACUAUUUACAAAAAAAAUUUUCUCUGCAAAUUGUCACGCAUCUUUAGUGACUGUCCCGUUAUUAUUAGCGCACAUUAUAAAUUUUUGGGUGCAAAACUGCAUAACGUAGGUUAAUCUGUAUAAAGCUUCAAUUAAACGAAUUACUUUCAGUUUGAUACCAACAACCAUUCUUUAAACAAUUAAUAUAGUGUAGUCUCAUCAAUUGGAAUCGAUCCUGCCUUUACCUAAGUUAGAGAUGUUGACCUAAUUUUCGUACUUUAGCCUUUCUGUAUUCCAGGUGUACGAAUGUUGAGUCAUUAAAUCAAUUUUGAAAACGCGUUGAAUUUCUAUUAGUUACAUAAGGUACCGAAAGAAGGAAAAUAUGAAUUCUAAGGACAUUGGUUUGCGUGAGGGAGCAUCAACUCAACAUGCAAAGACACCGAAAACGGAAUUCUCUUUAUUGCCGCCACAUUUAAAUAGAAGAAGGCGAUCGAGUCUUCUCGUUUCCUUCUUUUAAUCUUAAAGAUUAAAUACUACCACUCUCUAGGAGUGAUGUACAAUGCCACGAUAAAGCGUUAAUCCUUCUUUCUGCUGAUUAUUUUCCUAGAUUUGCUAAAAAAUCUUUGGUAUUCUUUUUUUCAGCGGACUUUCUUUAUUCAAGCAGUCGUGAAUCAAAGUUUAGCACGUGUACUGCAUCAGCCAAUCAACUUGCAAAAUUUUGUCCAAUCAACUGCCAGAUGAAAGUCUGGGGUCUAGUUUCAAGGUAAUGACCUCAUUGUCUUGUUUUAUGUUACAAGAAACAAAACAGCUAAAUCAUGAAUUUCGAUGAAACUUUUAAUCAAAGGUGGAAUGAUAUUACAAUUCUAAAAGAAAAUCCUUGAAAUUAGGAUUUCCUAGAUUAAUAUUAGGGUGCAUUGCAUCAGAAGAGGUCAAAACACGAAACUUGAUUGCUUCAGCUCCAGUCAUGACCCAUACCUGACCCUCAGUGGUAAAAAAAUUCGCAUUCAGCUGUCUCAAAGGCAGCUCCUUUGAUGUAUUGUACCAGUUUCAAGUUGAUCUUAUAUCAAACUCAUUGAGAACGACCGCGGUAAUAAAAAAUAACUUCUUUAUUCAACCUUGAGACAAUGGCUUGACGUUGAGAAUUUCCUUCACAGCAGCAUCGGGUCAAUCUUUGCCUGCCACCUGGCACAUUAUUUUUGCUUAUAUUAGAGAUUCAAAUUUUCUAGAAAGGUCUUUUUCAACAACUUUGCCGUGGCAAACUAGUGAGCAGUGAGAUAUUGUCUUAUGUGCCGUGGAAAAUUCUUUAAUGUCACCAAAUUGGUCAAAUAAAACAGGUCCAGGUUUCACACUAAGUGAAUAAAAUAUUCUAUUUUAUCAUGAAAAGUUUUUUCGUGUUUAUUUGAUUCCUAUUCAAGAUACUUUGAUGUGAACGUCUUUGUAUUUUGAAUAUUAGCUACAUAGUUUCUUUUUUAACUUUAUCUGAUAGUGGUGUGCCCCGUGAUAUUUUCAAUUAAAACAAUGUGCCGUGGAUAAAAAAGGGUUGAAAACACUGUUCUAGAAAAAGCAAUGGUUUCUGCGUAAAUUGUACAGGUAUUGUCAUUAAACAACUCGAGUUAGUUCUUUUCUACAAGACAAGCAGUUUGUAUCAGAUUCUAUACCUCAGUUCUUUACGACUGCACGUACGGAAACCUCACUGUUGCAGAGAUGUUAUUCAGAAAAUGAUUGAGAAAUUUAAUGGAUGACUUGCCUCUCACAGUGGCAAUUCAGUCUUUUUUGCAGCCUAUGUUAUUCUCUCAUGAGCGGCGUUUUGUCUUGAGAUGUCCCGCAAACAAAACUGAAAAGCCUCGUAGGAACGCAGCGCCGUUACCGUUAGAUACCCGCUCAAUUUGAUUGAAAUAACAGAAGCACUGCAAGUCAAACAGCCAUAUUGAAUGGACAUAGACUGAUAACGUCAGAUGAUGUGAUUAAUAAAAGUUGUCGAUGCUGUUACAGAAGGCCGUUAUGAUGAAAUCUAAAAAUUCAGCUCCCGGACAUUUUCUCCAUGAUGCAACUGGCUUAGAAAUAUUUCGAGGAAAUACGUUUUCAAUUAAAAAAGCGAAAAUGGAAAUGAAUGCUGUGUUAGUCAAAUUAUUGUUACUGAUUGUAUUGCUGCCAUGAGUUAAGAUUGGAUUGAAAUGAUGGAAAUGAAGACAUAAAAGGAAGAUUAAGGCUAUAUAUCCGUUCUUUGAAAAUUGAAUUAAGAAAACCAUUUUGUAAGAUAACUAGUUACAAAAUGAAGAUUUUUCAUUCUUUAAUGUCCAAACUUUCAAAGCCAAUUUACAAAGUCUUAAUUUUAAACCCUUCGAAGCAAGAAGCCCAAAAAUUCACUUCAUCACUUUAUGAAAACAUUUAAAAAAUUCAAGAUUGAUUGAAAUUCUCCAACUUGUGACACCUGUCCUAUUGAGAUUUAAAUGUGAUGUUUAAAGCUCAUUUACGGACACGAAAAUGCAAACGGUGAUAAAUCAUGAAAGGAUUUUAGGCUCUCAUAAGAUCAAUGGUGACGACAUAGCCAGGAAGGCUUGUUGCCAGGUUUCUACUAAAAUGCCUUACCACAGGACAAGUUAUAGAGACUAGACAUAAAUAGAUUCUUGCAAUGUUCUUAAAGAUAGCUUAACUAUCUGCUGUCGCUGGUGAAAUGAUUAUUCAACCUGGUUUGCGCAGUGUUUCAAUUUGAGAUCUAGCCUGAGAAUUAGGCGAAGACUGGCCUAUUUGAAAAAGUUCAAAAUGUCUCAUUGAGCAUUUUCUAUGCUGGAAAUAUUUUAUUUUUAGAUGUUUCAAGUUUAUGAACUUGCUUAAAGAUUUGUAUUGGCUGACCCCGCUGCAUCAAAUUAACGGACAAUUUUCAACUAUAUUCUGAAAUUUGUAAAUUCCCUAGGAAGCUUAAAAAAGGUUUAAGCAAAUUGAAGAAAGAUGAUAAAAGUAUAAGAAAAUGGCAAAUGGUGGAUUUCACAAUAAUUUUUAGGCCACCCAUGAAUUCAAAUUAACAAUAAAAAAUUAAGCUGUUAACAGUCAAAGCUAGACAGGGUAUGAAAAUGAAAGAAGGGGAAAAUGGAAGGUGCAAAAGUUUUAGAAAGUUUCGCUAGUUGGUAUUUGUUAGAUGAACAUUACUGAGUGGAGAAUAAAUAUGUGUUUAUAGAAGGUUCUAGAUGCUGGCAUGUUCAGAGACAGCUUCGCUGUGCGACUUUCUUCUGCAAUGGGAAAAGGAUAUUUCAAACAAAUAUGCAGCAGGGGUUACUAACGGGAUUAUAGUCGAAUGAAUUGCACGGAGGAAUGCCAUGCAAUGCAUAUCUUAGUAUAUCCUGGUUUAUGCAGAAGCUUACUUAGUAUUUAGUCCGAUUUGGCCAAGAACAGGUAGUUUAAUUAGCAGACGUUUGAAAAUCUAAAUGAGCAAGCAAGAAUCUUGGAUUCAUAAGAAAAGGAAUCGGCAAUAUUGACACUGUUGCAACGGCAUUUUAUUGCGUCUUAGAAAGCUAUCAUUUGAAGGUUAGUGCGCCUUUUUAAUUAUUUUUGUUUGAAAUUUACAAUUAAUCAAGAUAGAUAGUCCAUGUCCAGUUGAUCGACACAAGGUAAGUGAGCAAGUCAGAACUCUGUUCAUUUAUUAUUUUUCGCGUGAAAUUCCGCAGUUAAAGGCACUUAUUGCCUAUUUCCUUUCUUAAACAGAAUUUCUUCCAUACUUUAGAAUCAGCAAUACCCGUGUAAUCAUCGUCAAUCAUCAUCGUAAUCAAUCAAUCAAACAACUUAUCAGUCAAUCAAUAAUUAGCAAUAUCAUUAACAUCAUCAUUGUUAUCCUUCUUCAGUGUGAUCAAUCAGUCAAUCAUAACAGUCAAUCAAUCAGCCAACCAAUCAAUCAUUACAAUCAUGAAUCAAUCAUCAUUAUCAUUAGCAUCAUAAAUUUUCAUCACCAUCAUUUGUCUUGGGGGGUUGACCCCAUCCAAAGCUCGCAAGCAAUGAUCAUAAUUAUUUUCUGACAAGGCCAACCUUGUGCAGUAUUUCAAUAAUGUUGCCAACACAGAACCCGUGCCUUUUAAUUUCACAUUGCGUUAUUGAUACUAUGCAAAUGCAAUUAAGAAUUCUGCAUUCUCCAUUUACUUUGAAUGCACCGUAAUCCAUGUUAAUCCAUGGGACAUCUUUGACGCCUGACCUCCAAGAACACUUGCACUGAAUGCAGCAUACGUCGAAUGCAAUGCGUAAGGAACACAUAUAACAAGGCCAACAUCCUGCUGCUUUCAUUAGAGAGGCAUUUGAAAGUCGCAUUAGAUUGCAGGGAAAUACAUUGAUAAUAGCAAUAUGUAAUGAAUGGAUCAGCAUGUGAUGUGGCAUUCCAUGCAUCAGAAUUAAUGCCAUUACCGAUGAAGCACUCUUGCGUGGUACUCAGGUGAAAAAAAAAUUAAAAGUAGAAGAGAAAUGCUAUUUUGCACCCGUAGCAGGAUAAAAAAUGUAUUCCAAAAUUCAGCAUUGUCCCAAAAAGUGAUUUGUACCUUUAAUCUAAAAAAGUCCAAGCACCGGACAACCCCUCAACUUUAUUAGUGAUUCUUUAAAUCACUUUUCCCUUAUUCAGCACACCAAUUAAAUUCAAUUGCUUUGAUGUGUCUGAAAUAUUGAAAUGAUUUGAAAUGUAAGCUUCUGCAAACCCAAAAUUUGUUUUAAGUGAUUGUCUGUCGCUUUUUGUGCAAUUAGUCAACUAUGAUUGAUUCUCAGCAUAAUCUGCCCUGUCAGCAUUUUUCAACAUUAAACGCCAAGAACUUUAUGUUUCCCUCUUACGUGGUUGGCGACCUUCGUGAGAAUUUUCUCAAUGUUGUAACAAGGCCUACUUGGAGCAUCCAGUGUUGCAAAAUACUGAGAAAGCAGCUUGGUGAUUAAACAGAAGGCAAGUACGUCGACAAAAAAGACAUCGUGAUAGUAGUAUUCCAUCUUCUAUUGACGUGAAUCCAUUUCAGAAUAUUGACAUUCUACUUUUCGACAAAACUGGGAUACUACGUUAGUUCUAUUUCAAAGGCGAGUUCUUUUGAUUUCCAAUUGUGCUUCUGGUAUCAUUUUUCAAAUCUUCUACGAGCAGCAAUAACUGAAGAGACUACCUUAAUGGGCUACAAAAACAAAGUAACAUCCUCUUUAUUACCAAAAAGUAUAGUUGAAUGGUCAGUUUGAGACAAGGUUUUUGUUAGUUCCAAAUGUAAUUGACUGGUUGUUUACGGUGAUAAAUUGAACAUUCAUUCGUAAAUUUUCUUUUCAUGAGUUUAGAAGCCACACAACACAUUCGAUAAGCAAAAAACCUUCAAAGCAAUCUCUUUGUUUAAUAUCUUCUCAGAACUUAUCAUUUAGUAAAUUUGAAUAAUUUUCUUAAAGCUUAAAAGGUAUUAAUUAGUUCGACACACAAUAGUUGCUUUUGAGGUAGCUUCAUAUAUAUCUUGAAAAAUGGAUCUAAACACUGCACAAUGAAACAAUAUGUAUAUUGAACAGAAGUUUACUAUACGGUUCAAUCUUGAAAAAUGUGUCCCGGAAACUAUGCUGAGCCAGUUAUAUUCAAACUAUGAACAACAGUCAAGUAAAGGUUGACUGAAUACAGUGAAACAAAGCACUUGUAUAUUAACCCAGAGACGGUCGUUGCAUCCGUAUUCACUCAAUUAUUGCAGACUUAGCAUAAAUUUAUUACCCAGACGGAUAAUCAUCAAGAGGCUUCCUGUCUUUACCAUCUCAUCCAAUCAUAUAAUUAAUCAUAAUCCAUCUUGGUUUUUAGUCUUUUACAACAACUUUAAAUGGAAAAAAGAGAACACUCUAUUGUGCUAAUGAUUCCUCACUAACCAA